AUGGAUAACUUAAGAAUUUACAGUACAGUGAUCACAACUGCUUUUUUACAAGUUCCACAUUUGUAUACGACAAACAGAUUAUGGAAGCCCAUAGAAGCACCAUUUUUGAUUCAAUUUCUUCAAAAAAGGGGAAGCUCCGAAGAAAUUAUAAACACAAAAGUAAUCUGCCGCAUGGAUCCAUCAUGGGUCAAUCUAAAUGCUUCAUUCAUUAGAGAUGACAUGAUCUCGAUAAAAGCUACCGCGAAUGAUAUGGAACUCGAUACCAUCUGGGGAAUUUCUCUGCCCUUACCUAUGCACGCAAAUGAUAUAACGGUUGAAUUGGAAAGGAUGAAACGUAUACUAUUAGACUUAAGUGAAAAAUUCGAUUUGGAACUAACCAUUACCAAAGAACCAGCUUACUUCACAGCAGAGCCAACUAGCGAGGACAAUGAACUAUGUAUUUACUUGCAUGCACUAGGAUUUCGGUCUAAUUUAAUGGAAUGCGAACCCCAGUUAUUGGCAUUUGUAGAUUUAAUAAAGAAGAACGGUAUGACUUUACCUCCACAACACUACAUUGUCGAACCUAUGGAAUUGAAUUCAUACUCUGUGCUCCCCUUAUAUAUGGGUGUAGAUAUGGAAAACUUCAAAAAUAUAUCCAGAGCUUUCAAAACCAACAUUUACGCACCUUCCCUUUUAACGCUGUCUAGGAACUUCAAGGCAAAUCCACAAAUUUUUUUCUCAAGUGCUGUCCAUUCAUUAAGUUUACUAGCUAAGAAAACACUAUAUGAGUCCAUAGACCUAGAUUCAAAGAGUUUUUUUUAUCGUCGAUUGACCAAUAUCACCCCAGGAAAACUACUGUUCAUACAAAAAUACUAUCAACAAAAGGUAAACCAAUUAAUUUUGAAAUACCAAUCGCUCAUUAGGGUUACCGAUGAAUACAUUGAAUUUCAAUCGAUUUCGACGAAUCUAUUGGAAAUGGUCAUUAAAAAUUUCACUAUUCAAGUGUUACAUGAGAUUGUAGAAGUGCAAAUUUCACUUAAUGAAAACUGCGAAAUGUCUCCGGAGUUAAUAAUCGAGAGCCUUUUCGGGGACACUGAAAACCAAAUUGUAUUAAUCACUCCCAAAAAAGAUUCAUUUAGCCAAUUAAUUGUAGUCGGUAACCAAUUCUCUACGGAUGAGGCUUCUGAUACGUCCAUAUUGCACUACCUAUCUGAUUUUAUUACGGGCUCAAACCAAGUAAUUAAUCCAAACUUAAGACAGAUAAAAGCCAUUUUUGAGAUACAUCCAGACUUUGAAGACUUUAUAUCAGGCAAAAAAAACGGUAAAUUAACACGUAUAAUGGAACUAUCUCCUUGUUUGAUUCAGUUGGAAAUGGAAGAAGAGGAUGAUAAUCUUUAUCUGAAUUUGGUUAGUGAUUCUUUCUCUGAUUUCAAAGAAUCGUUUAAAAAUGUAAUAAAUGAAUUUCCUGCCGAAGAAUCAUUCUUCAUUCCAGAAGUUUGCCACAGACCAAUUAUAGGUACUGGUGGUUCCUUAAUUCAAGCCACAAUGAGAAAGCACAACGUCUUUAUUCAGUUUUCCAAUAGUUUCAAUCUUCCACAAAAUAAGAUUUCUAUGAUCAGGUAUGACAAUGUAAUAAUCAGGUGUCCCAGGAAAAACAAAGCUAAUAUAUGUCUAGCGAAGAAGGAUUUGAAACAAAUUGUUCAAGAAUAUGAUAAUUUACAAUCGAAGACGCUCAUUAAAUUUUCUAAUGGACAAUAUAGACAUAUCUUGCAUGUCAAUGGCCAAAAGAAUAUCAUAGGACAAAUUGAAAAGAAUGAGAAUGUUUACAUAAUGAUACCGUUAAAAGAGCCCUUGGGAGGAAUGUCGCAAUUGAGUAUACAAGGUAAUGACGAGAAUACGCCAAGAGCCGCUAGUGAAUUGGUUAAUGGUGCCUUCGGUUAUGAAUAUGAGUUCAAGAUAGAUCAAGAGAUAGAUCCUCAUAAGGAAUACGAAUUUUAUAAUUUAAUUGUUGUUCCAUUUUUGCAAAUUUUGAAUAUAGUUGUAACCUUCGAGAAAGACCUUAUUACCUUUACUUUUGAAAAGGAUACCAAUGAGAACACUCUAUCAAAAGCAAUUGAAUUGUUGUCUGAUUAUUUGGGAACACAAAAGACGAAAAUAAUAUUCAAAAAGCUGAUUAAAAAAUUUGUUCUAGGAUCUGCUACCAAUAAGGCUAACACCAACAAUAACAAUGCUAAUGGCCGUUUUAAAUCAAUAUAUAAUACCAAAAGUCGUACAACCAUCGAUAACAAUAACUCAUCAGGAGUUUCAUCGCAACGCCACAAAAUGCCUGUUGGGACGGUAGGAGGAGCUCAAGCCAUUAAAGGAUACGUUCCAAACACUUACUACAACGGAUAUGGAUAUGGAUACGGAUAUGGAUAUGAGUACGAUUAUAAUUAUGCCAACUCUAACCAAAUCCAAACCAACCAUAGGCAUAAAUACCAAAAUGGCAGAAAAUGA
Saccharomyces paradoxus is the source of this 2475-nucleotide messenger RNA. RefSeq lists its product as uncharacterized. The coding region runs from base 1 to 2475 and encodes 824 amino acids. Lineage: Eukaryota; Fungi; Ascomycota; Saccharomycetes; Saccharomycetales; Saccharomycetaceae. The transcript has a single exon. The record is from RefSeq and is a predicted model, not a curated record. Gene Ontology annotation, molecular function: RNA binding.